AUGGGCCCUGGAAACACAAUGGAUAACGCCUCUGAAUACGGAACAAGAGAUUACACUUUCGGAUCCUGCCGGGGUCGACACUUUGUCCAGUUCCAUUUCAUCGCAUUGCCUGCUUCGCCUUUGAAUUUUCGGCAUAUAUUCGCUUGCGAGUAUUUGAAGAAGCCAUCAUAUGCAGUUGGAUCAAUCGGGCCGCGUGGCGCAAUGGAUGGCGCGUCUGAAUACGGAACGAGAGAUUACACUUUCGGAUCCUGCCGUGGUCGACACUUUGUCCAGUUCCANNNUUUGAAUUUUCGGCAUAUAUUCGCUUGCGAGUAUUUGAAGAAGCCAUCAUAUGCAGUUGGAUCAAUCGGGCCGCGUGGCGCAAUGGAUGGCGCGUCUGAAUACGGAACGAGAGAUUACACUUUCGGAUCCUGCCGUGGUCGACACUUUGUCCAGUUCCAUUUCAUCGCAUUGCCUGCUUAG
Molecule: messenger RNA, 462 nt
Organism: Angiostrongylus costaricensis
Lineage: Eukaryota; Metazoa; Nematoda; Chromadorea; Rhabditida; Metastrongylidae
Source: the annotation of a GenBank genome assembly